Messenger RNA from Acanthopagrus latus (yellowfin seabream), 1177 nucleotides. Its product is annotated as endothelin-2. The record is from RefSeq and is a predicted model, not a curated record. Gene Ontology annotation, biological process: regulation of systemic arterial blood pressure by endothelin; regulation of vasoconstriction; intracellular calcium ion homeostasis. Lineage: Eukaryota; Metazoa; Chordata; Actinopteri; Spariformes; Sparidae. Gene Ontology annotation, molecular function: endothelin B receptor binding; hormone activity. The transcript is spliced from 5 exons. Gene Ontology annotation, cellular component: extracellular region. Bases 100 to 543 code for a protein of 147 amino acids.
ACACCUGCAGAUAAACAGCAGCAGCAGAUACAACACAGCUGUGACUGUACGGAUAAUCAUAUCUCUGCAGAGCCUCAUCCAGCUGCUAUCAGAGACAGUAUGACUGCUAACACCAGCGUGCUUUUUCUCAUCACUCUGUGGGCUACAAUGCAGGAGGGUUUUGGUCUACCGGUGUUGAAACAGCAGGAGGUGGAAGCUGCUGACAGUGUCCCGCAGAGAGCGAGGACCAAGCGCUGUGCCUGUAGCAGCAUUCUGGACUCUGAGUGCCACUACUUCUGCCACCUGGAUAUCAUCUGGGUCAAUACUCCCAGUAAGACCACAGUUUAUGGUCUCGGCAGCGCUCUGUCCAGACGCAGGAGAUCUACUUGCCGCUGCACCUGUGCCAACCCAGAUGAUCAAACCUGCGCCAGCUUCUGUCGUCAGAGCCCGGGAAUCACUUCCCCAAAGAGAUCUGUAAAAAGACGUCAACUCAACAUACUCAGCAUCCUACGAUCUGUGGCCAGCAGGAGAGCUCUGGAUGCACAGACAAGGAAUGCUCGCUAAAAAGCAGCAUGGCUGUUGGGGCAGCGAUGGUGAGAGAAAGACAGCAGCGAGCACCUGAACAAAUGACACUCCUUCGAUAGGGAGGGGGCAAACAAAGGGCCGCUGACAGACCCGAUGCAGGAUGGCCGGAGUGCCUCAAAGAUGUCUGUUUGUACCCGAGGAUAGAGGGUGGAAAAUAUGACAGAGUUCUGCAAACACAUCAUGGAGAUGGAUGUGGAGGAUCAGUGUCGAGAGGAGCAACUAUCAGGAGAGGACGUGGUGCACCACUGGUCAUGUUUGACUCCGUCUCACAGUGCAGACAGACCAGGCCAGCACUGACAUAGACGGAUGUAACAGAGGAAAAUAGACAUUCAUACUGUACAUGCAUGCACAGGCAGUGGUGGAAUGUAACUAAAUACAUUCACUCAAGUACUGUUUUAAAGUACAUUUUAAGUAUUUUAAAGUAAAUUCAUUUUGAUAGCAAUCAGAUUAAAAAAAUAUGUAUGCUAACCUUAGUAGAUAUCUCUUCAACACAAUACAUAGAUGUCUUUGACUAAAACUGUUAUACAUACAUAUUCUGCUAAUAAUGUAUGUUGAUUUUAAACAAAAAUGUAUACAUUUUGCACCUUUAAAUUUCUAAAUAAAGAGAAAAUUG